UCACAAUUUGUCCGAUCCAAACAACUCAUAAGACGGUUUGAAUGAUCCAAAACCAAUUAGAAACUAGUACAUCAACAGUCGACUAGGUCUCUGGACUGUGAAGCCAAGCCGACCUGAAGCCAUGGAAUGCGCCGGAAAGGGAAGCAGAAGAACUCAGUGCAGUGGCCCACCCACAAGACGUUGUGGCCGUUGCGGAGCCGUUGCUUAUUGCUCCAUCUCUCACCAGGUUUCGCAUUGGACUGUUCAUAAGGAAGAGUGUGAAAGGUUGGAACAACAAAUGAAAUGUGCCGAUGUAUUAAAUGAAUUUCCUUUUGCAUUUUCUCAAGAAGCUACUGUUCAGGUGUGUGAAAAGCAGGAGACUCGGUGUUCGUUCUUGAAAAAACGGGGCAUACACCAAGUAGGACUGUGGAUGCAUGAAUGUUCUUGUGGGGCUGCUGUAGAUUCGUUAGAUCAUUCGAGGUUGGUUGAAAGCUGGAACCUUUUAAAAAUUUUAUGCCCAUGCAAAGGUCCUUCAUCCCCAAUACCAAAGCAUUUAUGUAGUUGGAAGGAUUAUUAUGAUUGGAGGUGCAUCCCACUAUAUUCUCCUGUUGCUUUGCUUCUUCACUGGCCACUUACGGUCUAUCACGCCAUUCAACUUGCUGCUGCAAGAAACUUGAUUCCUGAAUUCAGUAAUGAACUCCGUAUACACUAUCUUGGGCCUGAUAAAGAGCUUUCUCAACUUGCUGUUUUUGGAGAGUUGAUUGCGCUUUUCCAGGGAGUGCAAGUGCAUGUAGAGCUUGUUGGACCUGCAAUUCCACAAUAUAGGGAUGGCGAGAAGAUUGAUCUUUACAAUUAUGCUCACUGCAUUGAGACAGAUUGCAUUUGCAAAUCUUCAAGUGAGAAUCUAAGCUUGCAUGUGAGUGGUAAAAGUUCAGAGGUCAGAUUAAGGCUUCAUUCAGGUUAUUAUCAUGACCGUUACAGAGAUAUAGCAAAGGAUUCUUUGCCUCAUUUAAUUAUUGCUCCAAAUGCUGGGAUUGCUGCUUUUAUGAGCUGGUUACGAACUAUAGAGCUAAUAAAGACGAUAAAUAUCCCAGCAGUUUUUUCUGAUUACUGUGAAGAAGCUUGUCAUCUCGCUGCUUGUUGCAUAAGCUCUGUGACCAGUUGUCCUCUCACGAUUCCUAUUCAGCUAAAUCCGUUCAGACAGCCAAUGGUGGUGGAAGACAGUGCUUUGUUUCUUCCUUGCUAUUCAAAUUGCUUUCUCUUUGGGAUGUGAACUGGUCUACCCAAGAGAUCAUAUUUUUCUGAAGAUUGUUCAUCAUCUGACCUAAAUGAAGAUCUCAAGGUUUCUUGAAUCAACAGAAGAUAUUAGGAAAAUAUCACAAGUGUGUCCAAACUUUGUGGACUUCUGGCAUUCUCUCCCGAGUAUAUAAAUUGUCGCAUGGGAUGGGAUGUUUGGUUGUGUUUUAAUUUGAAAUAAAAAAUAAGAAGUUUGUGAAAAAUAAAAAAUAAUAAUUAAAAACCACUUGUCAUUUUUAUA
Camellia sinensis is the source of this 1516-nucleotide messenger RNA. RefSeq names its product zinc ion binding protein. The record is from RefSeq and is a predicted model, not a curated record. Lineage: Eukaryota; Viridiplantae; Streptophyta; Magnoliopsida; Ericales; Theaceae.